This is a messenger RNA of Humulus lupulus (European hop), 1801 nucleotides long. Its product is annotated as flavonoid 3'-monooxygenase CYP75B137-like. Gene Ontology annotation, molecular function: oxidoreductase activity, acting on paired donors, with incorporation or reduction of molecular oxygen; monooxygenase activity; heme binding. The coding region runs from base 56 to 1615 and encodes 519 amino acids. The record is from RefSeq and is a predicted model, not a curated record. Lineage: Eukaryota; Viridiplantae; Streptophyta; Magnoliopsida; Rosales; Cannabaceae. The transcript has 2 exons.
UCUACAGUUAAAAAAGAAAAACAAAAAAUUCAAUCUCUUCUUUUGACAUACCAGUAUGACACCCACCACCGCCGUACUCAACUUCUUUAAAGACAUCAAAGACAGCGAUGACUUGACGCGCGUGUGCUUCACUCUCUCUGCCGCCGCCGUCCUCCUACUCAUUUAUCUCAGAUUACGGGCUAAAUGGGCCUCGCCGCCGUUACCGCCAGGCCCACGUGGGCUGCCCUUAUUGGGCAACCUUCUAUCUCUGAAUCCAGAGCUCCAUACGUACUUCCGAGAUUUGGCCCAAACUCACGGCCCAAUAUUGAAGCUUCAGCUGGGGAACAAGGUCGGUAUAGUCAUUACAUUGCCUUCUCUUGCCCGCGAAGUUUUGAAAGACAACGACGUCGUUUUCGCUAACCGAGACGUCCCAGUCGCCGGCCGUAUAGCCACCUAUGGUGGAUACGACAUCGUUUGGACUCCGUACGGUCCAGAAUGGCGUAUGCUUAGAAAAGUCUGCGUUCUCAAGAUGCUUAGCAAUACCACCUUGGACUCCGUCUAUGAACUCCGGCGCCGGGAGGUUCGGAAAACUGUUGGGUACUUUCACAGCCGGGUUGGGUCGCCCGUCAACGUUGGGGAGCAGAUGUUUCUGACCAUUCUCAAUGUGAUUACGAAUAUGCUUUGGGGUGGGGCUGUGGAGGGAGACGAGAGAGCUGGGUUGGGGGCGGAGUUUCGGCAGAUUGUUUCUGAGAUGACUGACCUUCUGGGUAAGCCUAAUCUAUCGGACUUCUAUCCGGGUCUGGCUCGGUUUGACCUGCAAGGUGUUGGGAAACAAAUGACUAAGCUGGCUCUUAGAUUCGAUAAGAUGUUCGAGAAAUUGAUUGCUCAGAGGUUGAAAGGGAGUAGUAGUAAUGGUAAGAGCAGAGAUUUCUUGCAGUAUUUGUUGGAAUUGAAAGAAGAAGUUGAUUCUAAAACUCCAUUGACGAUGAUCCAUGUCAAAGCCUUGCUUAUGGAUAUGGUGGUGGGUGGGAGUGACACUUCCUCUAAUACAGUCGAGUUUGCCAUGGCUGAAAUCAUGAAUCAGCCAGAUAUUUUAAAGAAAGCCCAGCAAGAGUUAGAAGCUGUAAUUGGCAAAGACAAAAUAGUAGAGGAGUCUGACAUUCACAAGCUACCUUACUUGCAAGCUGUGAUGAAAGAAACUCUGAGGCUGCACCCAGUUCUACCACUCUUAGUGCCUCAUUGCCCGAGUGAAAGUUGCACUGUGGGAGGCUACACCAUUCCGAAAGGCUCUCGGAUUUUCGUCAACGUUUGGGCCACACAGAGAGACCCUUCCAUCUGGGAAAAUCCCCUCAAGUUUGAUCCAGAGAGAUUCUUGAGCAACAGUAAAUGGGACUUCAGUGGACAUGACUUUAACUACUUCCCAUUUGGGUCUGGUAGAAGAAUAUGCGCUGGGAUAGCCAUGGCUGAGAGGAUGGUUAUGUAUUCACUAGGUACACUUUUGCAUUCUUUUAAUUGGGAAUUGCCUCUUGGAGAGAAAAUGGAUCUUGCAGAGAAGUUUGGGAUUGUGCUGAAGAAGAAGAUACCUCUAGUUGCCAUUCCUACUCCAAGGCUAUCGGAUCAAUCGCAAUAUGAGUAGACUACUGAAAUAUUCAGUUAUUUCAAAGGCUUAUAAUAUAUGAAAUUGUAACACUACUGAGUUCUAUAUACUGUGAAUUUGAAGUAUCGGUUGCUGAUCGUUUGUAUUCUUUCAAUUUCUGGCUGUGGUUAAUUUAUAACAAGAAUAAGAGAUCAAUUAAAUUAGAUAAGGCUGUCUAUUUAUGCU